Messenger RNA from Myodes glareolus (Bank vole), 3835 nucleotides. The record is from RefSeq and is a predicted model, not a curated record. NCBI's taxonomy places the organism in Eukaryota, Metazoa, Chordata, Mammalia, Rodentia, Cricetidae.
CAUCUGGUAUUGUCCUUCUGCCACUGUCUUAAAAGGGAUUCUGCAGGGAUUUUCUUUCCCUUGUUCCUCCAGCCCUCCACUUGCGUUACUGGCCUAAGUGGAUCCGCCCCAGCUGGUCCCGUCCAUCACCACAGUCAGGUCUGAAGAUUCCUGAUACGCUUAGAGCCUGUGGCACUGCAGACGCAAACAGUCGUUAGUGGACGGCCCUAUUGUAACAAACCACGCGUUAAGAUGUAAACCCCGGAGAACUGGCCUCAAGCGUCCAGAAGCAACCUUUACUCUGAGCCUGGAUUAACCAUGAGAGAGCUCGUCCACAUUCCAUUGUUACAGAUUCUCUCCCUGGUCGCCUUCAGCGGGACCGAGAAACUUCCAAAAGCUCCUGUCAUCACCACGCCUCUUGAAACCGUAGAUGCCUUAGUUGAAGAAGUAGCAACUUUCAUGUGUGCCGUGGAAUCCUACCCUCAGCCUGAGAUUUCUUGGACCAGAAAUAAAAUCCUCAUUAAACUGUUUGACACCCGCUACAGCAUCCGGGAGAACGGUCAGCUCCUCACCAUCCUGAGUGUGGAAGACAGUGAUGACGGCAUCUAUUGCUGCAGCGCCAACAACGGAGUGGGAGGAGCCGUGGAGAGCUGUGGUGCUCUGCAAGUGAAGAUGAAACCUAAAAUAACUCGCCCUCCCAUUAAUGUCAAAAUAAUAGAGGGGCUGAAAGCGGUUCUACCAUGUACGACAAUGGGCAACCCCAAGCCGUCCGUCUCCUGGAUCAAGGGGGACAGCGCUCUCAGGGAAAAUUCCCGCAUUGCAGUUCUUGAAUCGGGGAGUUUAAGGAUCCAUAAUGUGCAAAAGGAAGAUGCAGGACAGUACCGCUGUGUGGCAAAAAACAGCCUGGGCACAGCUUACUCCAAGCUGGUGAAGCUAGAAGUUGAGGUUUUUGCAAGAAUCCUGCGUGCUCCUGAGUCCCACAAUGUCACCUUUGGCUCCUUUGUAACCCUACGCUGUACAGCAAUGGGGAUCCCCGUACCCACCAUCAGCUGGAUCGAAAACGGAAAUGCCGUUUCCUCAGGGUCCAUUCAAGAGAGUGUGAAAGAUCGGGUGAUUGACUCAAGACUCCAGCUCUUUAUCACCAAGCCAGGACUCUACACAUGUAUAGCUACCAAUAAACACGGAGAGAAGUUCAGUACGGCAAAGGCUGCGGCCACAGUCAGUAUAGUAGAGUGGAGCAAAUCACAGAAAGACAGCAAAGGCUACUGUGCCCAGUACAGAGGGGAGGUGUGUGAUGCAGUCCUGGCCAAAGAUGCCCUGGUCUUUUUCAACACCUCCUACUCGGACCCUGAGGAGACCCAAGAGCUGCUGAUCCACACUGCGUGGAAUGAGCUGCAGACUGUGAGCCCACUUUGCCGGCCGGCUGCCGAGGCCCUGCUGUGUAACCAUCUCUUCCAAGAGUGCAACCCUGGAACAGUACCUACUCCCAUGCCCAUUUGCAGAGAGUACUGCUUGGCCGUGAAGGAGCUGUUCUGUGCAAAGGAAUGGCUGGCAAUGGAAGGAACGACCCACAGAGGCCUCUACCGCUCAGGGAUGCAUCUCCUCCCAGUGCCAGACUGCAGCAGGCUUCCCAGCAUGCACCAGGAUCCCAUGGCCUGCACAAGACUGCCCUAUUUAGAUUAUAAAAAAGAAAACAUAACAACCUUCCCGCCGAUCACGUCCUCCAGGCCAAGUGUGCACAUUCCACAUCUGCCUUCUUCCACCUCUUCCUUCGCCGUCUCCCCUGCAUACUCCAUGACGGUCAUCAUCUCCCUCAUGUCCAGCCUCGCUCUCUUUGCCCUCCUCACCAUCGCCACUCUGUACUGCUGCCGAAGAAGGAAAGAGUGGAAAAACAAGAAACGGGAGUCAGCGGCCGUGACCCUCACCACUCUGCCUUCUGAACUCCUGCUGGACAGACUCCAUCCCAACCCCAUGUACCAGAGGAUGCCACUCCUUCUCAACCCCAAGUUGCUCAGCCUGGAGUAUCCCAGGAAUAACAUUGAGUAUGUCAGAGACAUCGGAGAGGGAGCAUUUGGAAGGGUCUUUCAAGCAAGGGCUCCAGGUCUACUUCCUUAUGAACCUUUUACUAUGGUGGCCGUAAAGAUGCUGAAGGAGGAGGCCUCUGCAGACAUGCAAGCAGACUUUCAGAGGGAGGCGGCCCUCAUGGCAGAGUUUGACAACCCAAACAUCGUGAAGCUCUUAGGCGUGUGUGCAGUAGGAAAGCCUAUGUGUCUGCUCUUUGAAUACAUGGCCUAUGGUGACCUCAAUGAGUUCCUCCGAAGCAUGGCCCCUCACACCGUGUGCAGCCUCAGUCACAGUGACCUGUCCACAAAGGCUCGGAUGUCCAGCCCUGGUCCUCCACCCUUGUCGUGUGCAGAACAGCUCUGUAUUGCCAGGCAAGUGGCAGCCGGCAUGGCCUACCUGUCUGAGCGCAAGUUUGUCCACCGGGACUUAGCCACCAGGAACUGCCUGGUGGGGGAGAACAUGGUAGUAAAAAUUGCAGACUUUGGCCUCUCCAGGAACAUCUACUCUGCAGACUACUACAAAGCUAAUGAAAAUGACGCCAUCCCUAUCCGUUGGAUGCCACCUGAGUCCAUCUUCUACAACCGUUACACCACAGAGUCGGAUGUGUGGGCUUACGGUGUGGUCCUCUGGGAGAUCUUCUCCUAUGGCCUGCAGCCAUACUAUGGCAUGGCCCAUGAGGAGGUCAUUUACUAUGUGAGAGAUGGCAACAUCCUCUCCUGCCCCGAGAACUGCCCCUUGGAACUGUACAACCUCAUGCGCCUGUGUUGGAGUAAGCUACCCGCAGACAGACCCAGCUUCUGCAGUAUCCACCGGAUCCUGCAGCGCAUGUGCGACAGAGUAGAGGGAACGGUGGGUGUCUAGGGUUGACUGUGCUCAAACAACCCCCAACAGGCUCUUUCCAGAUGGUGGGCCGGAGAAAUCCUACAGCAGAGACUGGAUAGGACCAGAGAGGAAAGGGUUUAACAUAGACAUCCCAAGCCAGUAGCUUGUUUGCAGCAAGAAACAGAUCGCGAAAAACCCACAGAUUAGGAGGGUCCCAUUGAAAUAGGAGGUUGGAGAACCAAGCUAGGAAAAUUAAGAGGACCGUAGGUGGCGCUUCACCCUCAAAGGGACAGUUCUGAAUAUAUACUAUAUAAAGAGAAUAGCUCGGGUUCCGUUUUUGCAUCACCGCUCAGACUGAGCGUGCCGUGCUCAGUUGAACCCAAAGCCGUACGUGCAGCUUCGUUUUUUUUUUUAUUAUUUUUAUUUUUCAGUUUCAUUUUUGAAGGAAGACACUCUGUCAAUUGUAAAAACAGUGUGUCUCUGCGCAUUUAGAUGAGGACAGGAAACUAAAGACAGGAAGCCAUUCUUUCAUUACUCAAGACACAUGACCGGUUCUUUGUGUUGCUUUUCUCCUUUCUCGCGUUGAAUGUGCAACCACAUAGUCUCAUUCUAGAGCUGCGCGUCUAUUUUACUGAUGGGUUUUUAAGGGAUACGAAGUGGAAAACCUGCAAGCUCUGUGCUGACUGCAGGUCCUGGCUUCUUUUCUCUGCCUACUCUCCACCAGAAGCCCUUCCUUGUGUGCCCUCAGCUUCGAGGUGAUUUUUUUCGCCUCACUCCUCCUGCUUUUCUGCAAAAAAAAAUUUCAUAACUUACCAACUUACCUUGCUUUAUGAAAACUAUAUUGACACAUUUUUUUCCUUAAACUAUCAUAGGCGACAGAUACAUUUUAUUUUUAUCUCUGUCAAGUAUGGUAUUUUUCUUUUCUAUGUGCUCUUGGGUUUGCCGUACAGUAAUUAUGUUUAUAUUAAUA